AUAAACGUCUCAUAUAUGACAUAACAUUAGGUAAUCACAUGCAUCACAUAUGUCAAAUAAAUAUUAGGUUAUUUAUAUUAUAAAUUAUCUUAGAGUUGAGCUCGAGCCAAACUUUCGAUCUUAAUGAUGUGUCAAGAUUUAAUAAAUGAGUUGACUCGUGUUCGACUCGGCUCGACUCGUUUAUAAACGAGUCAAUGAACAAGGCAAAUCUCGGCUCGGCUCAUCAAAGCCCUACCCAUAAGACUAAUUGCAGGCUCCGGUCCAAAAUUAAUAAACCCAUUAGGACUCGGUUUGGGCGAUCAAAAGUCGCUAUCCUCUUCAACGGAUCUGUGGGCUUGAUCCAUGCGGGUAAAGAUCCGAGGAGGCCCAUGAGAGAAACAAAAAUUGCAAGAAACUAACCAGCUACCACCGUCCAGCCAUAGAUGUCUCUCAUUUCUCCGGAAUCCAAUUUCAUCGCCGCAGCCCGCAGUCAUGAACUCCGAAAUUCCCCUCCCUUCAGAAACCAGCAGCAGAAGCCGCCGCCGGUGCCACGUGGUGGCUGUUCCUUACCCAGGAAGAGGCCACAUCAACCCCAUGCUUAACCUCUGCAAGCUUCUCUGUUCCAAGAAUCCCAACCUUCUCGUCACUUUCGUCAUCACUGAAGAAUGGCUGCGCAUCCUUUCCGGCGGCGACGGCAACGGCACAACUAUUCACAGCAAUAUCCGGCUAGCUUCCAUCCCAAAUGUAAUCCCAUCGGAGCUCAUCAGAGGAUCCGACUUCCCCGCCUUCUACGAUGCUGUAAUGACCAAGAUGGAAUCUCCCUUUGACCAACUGCUCGAUCGCCUCUCCGACCCUCCCGUCACCGUCAUGAUUUCCGACACCGAGCUCCGUUGGGCCGUCCGAAUCAGCAAUCGGAGGAAUAUCCCGGUGGCCACGCUGUGUACUGUCCCUGCCAGAGUGUUCUCCCUGUUCCAUCGCUUCGCCUGCGUGCAGAAUCGCGACCAAUUAUUGGAUGACGGAAACGAGCAUCUUCAUGAUCAUUCAAUUGUUGCAAUUUCUCCGCCGGAGGUAGCAGAUCUCCGAGCAAUAUUCCGUGGGGAUGACCGGAAAAUCAUGAAUUUUACUCUAGAAUGCAUCUCAUGGGUGCCAAAAGCUCAGUAUCUACUGGUGAACUCUGUCCAUGAGCUUGAACCUGAAGUCUUCAACUCCCUGAGAUCGGAAUUUCGGUGCCCAGUUUACCCAAUUGGCCCAGCAAUUCCUUUCUCUCAACUCGACAACGAUACAGUUACUAAACCUGCUGCUGAUUAUUUCCAAUGGUUAGAUUCCCACCCUGAAGGUUCAGUCUUGUAUGUCUCAUUAGGGAGCUUCCUGUCCGUUUCAAAGCGGCAAAUGGAGGAAAUUGUAGCGGGUCUCAGGGAAAGCUCUGUUCCAUUCUUGUGGGUUGCUCGCGGAGAGAGUGAUAGGUUACAAGAAAGCUUUGGUGGUGGUGAGAAAGGGAUGGUGGUGGCAUGGUGCGACCAGCUGAAGGUGCUGAACCAUGGUUCAGUGGGAGGGUUUUGGACUCAUUGCGGCUGGAAUUCGACCUUGGAAGCUGUUUAUGGGGGUGUUCCGAUGCUUACUUUCCCUCUUAUAUUCGAUCAGGUUCCCAACAGUAGGGUGAUUGUUGAGAAAUGGAGAAUUGGGUGGAGGUUGAAGAGAGAUCCUGGUGGGUUGGGAAUAGAUGAUGGUGAGUUAGUGACGAGAGGUGAGAUAUGUGAAGUUGUUAAGAGGUUUAUGGAUGGAGAGAAUAGUGAGGUUAGGGAAAUGAGAAAGAGGGCCAAAGAGCUGGGGCAGAUAUGCAGGCAAGCAAUUGCAGAAGGUGGACCUUCUGAUAGAAACCUCGAUGACUUCAUCUCAGACGUUUCCAAAGCUUAACCAAAGCCUGAGAUAGUUCAGUUCAAAAUCACAGCCAACGUAAUUCCACCAGAACGCCUGAAAGCAAUAGACUUUCCAGGAUUCUAUGAAGCUGUGAUGACGGAGAUGGAAUCCCCAUUUGAACAGCUCCUUGAUCAGCUUCAACCUCCGGUGACUGCUAUCAUCGGUGACAUUGAAGUCAGAUGGGCUAUAGCCUAUAGGAGUUGGAGACCGAAGGAAUAUUCCGGUGGCAGCUUUCUGGACGAUGUCAGCUUCCUUCUUUUCCAUGUUGUAUCAUCUGGAUGUUGCUCCAAAAAGCCUGAGUUCACCGCCAAAGGAUCUUUUAGCACUCAAAUAGAUGAAAUCCUCGGCGGCCUUGAAGCUGCUGGCAUUCGCUUCCUGUGGAUAGCUCGUGCAGAAGCUUUGCGGCUGAACCUAACUGGUGAAUGCACGAAGGGGAUCGUUUUGCCAUGUUGUGAUCAGUUGAAGUUGAAGAUUGUUGAAGAUUGGGGGAUUGGGUGUGAGGUCGGCAUACACCUGAAGCAAGAAACCAAGAUAAGUAGAGCAGAGAUUGCUCGAAUUGUGGAGCAGUUCAUGGAUAGUGGAAGCAAAGUAGGCCAACGAAUGAGGACGAGAGCAAGCGAGCUUGGAGAUAUAUGCAAUUCAGCUGUUGCAGAGGGCGGAUCUUUAGCUAAAGGUCAACACCAAGAGGCACUAGAAGUUCCUGAACUGACCUUAACUGGUUCUUAA
This is a messenger RNA of Linum tenue, 2622 nucleotides long. The record is from the annotation of a GenBank genome assembly. NCBI's taxonomy places the organism in Eukaryota, Viridiplantae, Streptophyta, Magnoliopsida, Malpighiales, Linaceae.